AUGCACCUCUGUGGGGGCAAUGGGCUGCUGACCAGGACGGACCCCGAGGAGCAUCAGAGGCUGAAGAAGAAACAGAAGAACCGCGCAGCGGCCCAGCGCAGCCGGCAGAAGCACACGGACAAGGCGGAUGCCCUGCACCAGCAGCACGAGACCCUGGAGAAGCAAAACCAUGUGCUGCGGAAGGAGAUCCAGGCCCUGCAGGCCGAGCUGGCGUGGUGGAGCCGGACCCUGCACACACAUGAGGGCAUGUGCCUCGUGGACUCUGCCACCUGCUUGGCUCCAGUGACCCCUGGCGGCUGGGGCCAGACGGAGCGGCCACCGUACCCCAUGUUCCAUGAACAACACGACUGCCAGGAGCCAUUGGGCCUGUUCCAGACCCCAGUCUCCUCUCCCUCGGCUCACCGGCUCUCUCCAGAUCUGCAGCCUCACAGUUCGCCUGGCCUCCCCCUGUCCCCUCUGCCCUCUCUGUCCCUCGGCUCUACCAAAGUUACCACACCUCCUGCCCAGCCGUCCCCCAGCCUUGUCCAGUCAGCCUCACCCCUUGGCUCCAGCCUUCCAAGCCCUUCCUCUGAGCUCGACACCCUACUGCCCAGCACCCCAGCCCUAUGUGGCCCUCUACAACCCCUUGUGAUGGAGCACCCCACCAGCGGGAAGCUGGGGUCCUCCCCUGACAACCUCUCAGUGGCUCUGGGGCUGGCCUGCCUGCAGGGUAAGGAGCACAAGCCUGUGGUGCUCUCAACUGCACAUCAGCUCGGGCUGGGUGUGGAUCCCAGCCCCCACCCCCUCUUGGCCUUCCCCCUGCUCUCCUCUGCUCAAGUCCACUUCUAACGCAUCCCUGGGAGCUGAGCUAGCCCCUUCCUUGGGCUGAAGUAGCAGCCUUAGCACACAGGCAUCUCCUCGUCUUCCAUUGGAGGUUGCCUUUCUUGGCUGACCAGCUGGCCCACCAUUU
Enhydra lutris kenyoni (northern sea otter) is the source of this 949-nucleotide messenger RNA. RefSeq names its product basic leucine zipper ATF-like transcription factor 2. NCBI's taxonomy places the organism in Eukaryota, Metazoa, Chordata, Mammalia, Carnivora, Mustelidae. Bases 1 to 828 code for a protein of 275 amino acids. The record is from RefSeq and is a predicted model, not a curated record. The transcript has 3 exons. Gene Ontology annotation, molecular function: DNA-binding transcription factor activity, RNA polymerase II-specific; RNA polymerase II cis-regulatory region sequence-specific DNA binding. Gene Ontology annotation, biological process: regulation of transcription by RNA polymerase II. Gene Ontology annotation, cellular component: nucleus.